AUAUAUUCUAUAUAUACAAGGACUCCGCGGACCUGUCGCUGGCCCCUGCCUGUCAACUUCCCCAACUUCUUGUACAUCUCGACGUCGGCCAAGACUUCGUGCGCCGCACACCCUGCUCGUCAGCGUCGCCCCGUUCUGUGACCAUGUCCGAUGCGACCAUGAACGAUGACUCCGCGGACCUGUCGCUGGCCCCUGCCUGUCAACUUCCCCAACUUCUUGUACAUCUCGACGUCGGCCAAGACUUCGUGCGCCGCACACCCUGCUCGUCAGCGUCGCCCCGUUCUGUGACCAUGUCCGAUGCGACCAUGAACGAUACUUUACCAGACGACGCUCUACUGGCUGUGCUGGGUCACCUGCCCACGAGGGAACUCUUCACUGCCCGCGUGGUGUGUCGCCGUUUCCGGGACCUCUGCCUGCACCGGCAGUUGUGGAAAACCCGGAGUCUGCACACCGAUGAUUUUGGCACGGCCCGUUUUGGCUUGCUGCGAGCUGUGCUGUGUCUCGCCCCGUGCCUUCACCAACUGACUCUCUCCCCCGAGCAGUGUACUAGGCUGGCCCCUGUGGUGCCCGGCAUCUCGUGCUCGGUCUCUGCGCUCGACAUCAACUCAGUGUUCGGUGGAGAGGGAGACGCAGUAACGCGCGACAAUGUACAGGGCUUCAUCGCCAUUGUGCAGGGACUUUCUUCUCUGGGUGGCUUGACGGAGCUGGGCCUCUCUCUUGCGCUUGGUGGAGCCUCAUCGCCAUUAGUGGAAGCUCUCCUGAAGGCAAUCUACACCAUCGACGGUCUCCAGACCCUUUUCAUCAGCGGUGAAAGUCAACUUACAGCUGACAUACCUGUCGGUUUGGAAGUCAAACCUUCAUUGAAAAAAAUCAACUACAGAUCGUGGGGCGUUGACACUUAUGAGAAGGUCCCCUUCAUCGGGUCGCUGCUGAAGGCCCACGCGUCUACUCUGGAGGAAGUGAUUGUUGAGCUGGUUGAUGUUCCCCUGUCUCCACUGCAAGGGAGCAAAAAGCUGCGGUCCUUGACCAUCUUCCCACAUGAAGAACUGCCACUGCUCGUGGAUUGCCCCAACCUCUCCACCAUUGAGAUCGUGUAUGCGGACAGCUGGGACUACCCUGCAGGAACGAUCGAGUUCUUCCGACGGGCCGUCAGUCUCCGGUCAGUGACGUUUUCUUGUCCGGAGAAUGAUGCCACGGCCCCACUCCUGGCGCUGGCUGGUUCCAAGGCGGCACGAGGGGUUGAGGUUCUCGAUGUCUGGGCUACUUCGCCUGACGUCAUCACUCUGCUGGGGAUCAGCCUCCACAAAUUCCCUUCCCUGCGGAGACUCACCUUCCAAGGCAAAGUGACAGACGACUUCCUGCGCGCAGUGGACCCCGCAGUGACGCCCAACCUCGCUUGGCUGACGGUCGAAGAGCGCCACGACGGGUCGCCGUGCGCGCACUCCUGGCUGCACGGGCCCGCCAUCCAGGACCUCUUCGCCAGGAACCCGCGCCUGGGACUCUUCAUCCACGACUGGGAGGGGAACCUCCCUGGCUGUUCCUGCAGGUGGUGCUCCUGGGGCUGCCACAGUAAUCUCGAUGAGCCAAAGCAAGGGUUCUCUGCUAAAUCGUUUUGAAAUGAAAUGGCUGCUCGAGUCCGCGGCCACCUGCUUUCAGGUGCCUGUUCACCCGAACACGUUGCCUUUCUCCUUUUUUUUUUUUUGAAAAGCUUUGUUGAUAUGUAAUUGUUCGUGCCAAGCUAUCCGUUCUGAUAUUUACAUGCAGGAAUUGCACCGUGUUGAGGUUUUUUCGUGUUCUUUGUUUACUUUCUU
Thrips palmi is the source of this 1811-nucleotide messenger RNA. RefSeq lists its product as uncharacterized. The record is from RefSeq and is a predicted model, not a curated record. Gene Ontology annotation, molecular function: protein binding. The coding region runs from base 144 to 1616 and encodes 490 amino acids. The transcript has 4 exons. Lineage: Eukaryota; Metazoa; Arthropoda; Insecta; Thysanoptera; Thripidae.